Messenger RNA from Miscanthus lutarioriparius, 489 nucleotides. The record is from the annotation of a GenBank genome assembly. Lineage: Eukaryota; Viridiplantae; Streptophyta; Magnoliopsida; Poales; Poaceae.
AUGCACCACACCUCCCGAGCUGGCUGUCCCCUCCCCUCCCGCAACGGUAGCAUUCGAAUCCUCCUCCGGUUCGCCCCAAAUCGCCACCCAGGCGCACCCAAUGCUGGCAGCCUCCCUUCUCGCCCUCCGCCUCCUCCUUCUCGUCGGCGCCGCCGCGGAGGGGUGGGGGCCGGGGCGGUGGGGGUGAGUGGCGGGGCCCAGCUGUGGUGCGUUGCCAAGAACAACGCGGAGGACGGCGCGCUGCAGAGCGCCAUCGAUUGGGCGUGCAGCGUUGACGGCGGCCGCGCCGACUGCGCGGCCAUCCAGCAGGGUGGCGCCUGUUUCGAUCCGCCCGACCUCCAGCAGCACGCCUCCUACGCCUUCAACGACUACUUCCUCCGCUCCGGCGGCGCCGCCAGUCCCGCUGCCUGCGACUUCUCCGGCGCCGCCGCACUUACCGCGCUCAACCCCAGUAAGAACCCCGAAUCUCUAGUCCACGCUUUUGAAUGA